Molecule: messenger RNA, 354 nt
Organism: Soboliphyme baturini
Lineage: Eukaryota; Metazoa; Nematoda; Enoplea; Dioctophymatida; Soboliphymatidae
Source: the annotation of a GenBank genome assembly
AUGCAUCACAAUGCCGAAUAUGACAUAGAGGAGGCUUGGAGACCGUGGCGAAGUCGCCGUAAAAUUUCGCCACCUGCCACUCAUCGUAUUGACGUCAUCGAAGAUUACACCGGCUCGUCGCCCGCGUUAACAAAGGCCGCGGAGACUGUUGGGGGAGGGGGGCUGAGGAAGGCUGCGAAAAGUCGGCGACUGGAACAUCCUCAUCGCCUUCUGCCUACCGGGGGCGUAACAGCAAAGCAAGGGCUGACGAAGAUCGACGGAACGACGACGAAGGUACCAAUCACCAAUGAAGACAUUACCCGUCCUGAACGCAGGAGACACACAUCGCGAUGCCGUUAUAGCACGUCAGAAUAG